AUGUAUAGCUAUCUACAGGAUAAUAAACUUUUGUCGCCAUUUCAGUUUGGUUUUAGGCCCAAAAGCUCGACUGAGAUUGCCCUCGUCGACUUCACUGACUCAAUUCUGGAAAACAUGGACAGAGGACUUUUCACAGGGGUAGUUUCAAUUGAUUUAACGAGAGCUUUUGACACCGUCGAUCACGGAAUUCUGUAUGAUAAACUGAAACGCGCCGCCUUUGCUGACACAUCCGUAAACUGGCUUGAAUCAUAUCUUACAAACAGAACUCAAGUAACUGCAGUUGGAAAUAUUUACUCGUCUGCUAAAUCUGUACACAUUGCAGUACCUCAGGGAAGUGUGUUGGGUUCGUUAAUAUUUAUCAUCUAUGUUAACGACCUGCCUUCAUGUAUAAAACACUGUAACGUAUCUCUUUAUGCUGAUGACACGGUUAUUUAUUUUUCUUCUUCUGAUGUAUCAGUAGUUGAGGAUAAACUAAAUUCCGAUCUAGCAAGUUUAAGCCGGUGGCUCAACAAAAACCUCCUAACAUUGAAUGAAACUAAAUGUAAAUUUGUUAUAUUUGGGAGUAAUCAAAAACUGGCAAAGAUAAAAAAAUUUCCUUGCAAAUAAACGGAUGUCAAAUUCAUGAUGAAGAUUCGUUUAAAUAUCUGGGUGUUAUUAUGCACAAGAACAUGACUUGGUUGGAUCAUAUUGACCAGCUAAAUGUGAAAGUUUGUCAACGAUUCGGAGCUCUACGACGAGUAUAACAUCUACUUCCCCGCGACGCAAGAAUAACCUUAUAUAACAGUCUAAUUCUACCUCUGUUUGAUUACGCGGACGUUGUAUGGGGUGACAAAAAUAAUGCUCUUUUGAUGAACCAACUUCAAGCACUUCAAAAUAAUGCAGCUCGUACCAUAUUAGAUUUACCAAAGUAUGCAUCAGCAACUCAGGCUAUUAAUCAGCUGACAUGGAAACCUCUAGUCUCUCGCCGCUGUUCUCAUCGUUAAUUUUAAUCAUGACUUUCGAAAGAAUGGCGACCAUGGUUAUAACACCAGAGGUUCUAAGAAAAUCCGUGUGCCUAAAUCAAAGACAAACUGGGGGCUUGCAGAGAUUCGUUGUGCAUGCAGUAAAUGACUGGAAUAGUGUGCCGGAACACAUCAAACAGGCUGAAACACUAACACGUUUUAAAAGCCUUUUAGCAACAAAUUUUUAGACUUUCAUAGAUUAAUGGUUUUGGAAUGCUCUUUAUGUAUAUUCUAUUACAGUAUACUUAUUUCUAACUUUUUAGCUUUUUAAUCUAACCUCUACUAACUUUUAUUAACUUUAUGGACAAUUUAUUAUUUAUGUAAUAGUUUUAUCAGGGCCCUACUGAAAAUCGCACUGCGAGUUAGGCCCCCUGUCAAAAUAUUAUGAUAAUAAUAAUAAUAAUAACCUCACCCCAUAUAUACUUCAUAAGCACUUUCUCGGUGUGAGAACAAACGAAAGCUUAAACACUAGUCUGACCUUGAUCAUUAUUUAAAUUCUAACUGAUUUACGGUUGUUCUUACACCGAGCUAGUGAGUGAACUUUACUGAACUAAACUAAACUAAACUAAAUACUUAGUACUUAUAUUACGAACAUUUUCUUCACAAAACUAAUUAAAAAAUAUUAGCUACGGUUAUUAGGAAGUUUGUAUGGUUUUGACUUGAUACUAUAUAAGUUAUUUAAACGAGUUUUAAAGGAACAUAAACUACUGGAUUUCUUAAUUUCAGUUGGUAGGCUGUUCCAAAGUUUUGCUGAUCUAAUAAAGUAAGAGUUUUGAAAGUAUUCCUGAUCUGCAAAUGAGCUGUAUAUGUAAAUACAUAACGCCUUGGAUCAAUGGACAAAAUACUAGUGUUAGAAUUAGCUGUAAUUUCAAGAGUCAAUCCAUAAAAGUAAAUAGCUUUUAACAACAGUAUCAUGUUCAAUCUAGGUCAUUGGUAUUGUUUAAUAUAUGACGGCCUGCAUGUCAUUCAAUGAUAAUACAAUCAUAAUAGGAAUAGUACAUUUUUCCAAUUGUCUGAGGUCCUAACCCAUCUGGUUCCCUGCAAACAACAUCUGGCACGAUCUUAAGACCUUGAAUAGAUUAUCUAAUUUAAUAUUAUAACAGUCAUAUACAAGUAUUAUAAUAAGGCACGAGUCAAUGUAAACCCCGACCCCCCCCCCCACCCUGGGCCAAGGUGGGGGUUAAUAGGGGAUUGGUAGGGGUUUAGAUCAGGAAACACUCCCAAGAGUGUGGGGGAUUUGAAGCUUUUAGAAUUUAUUUAUCUACCGGGUAUGGGAUUGGGUAGGUAUUAGUAAUGAGCCAGUUGUCGAUUUUCGGCAGUUGUUCAUCUCAAGUGGCGCGUUUUAUCAUCUAGCGCUUAUUAUCUUUGCUUCGUGUGCUUUUGUGGGUUAGCACUUUUUUCCAUCUAGCAAACCGCCCUAUCGAUUUUCUAAAGUCGUAUCUUUUUGGAUUUUUUUAUUAAUUCGGUUAGGGUUAGGGUUAGGGUUAGGGUUAAGGUUAGAGUAAGGGCCCAGGGAUUAGGCUUAGGGUCGGGGUAGGGUUUGUUACAUAGCCAUUUAACACCUCUUCUAUCUUCCGAAAAUAACGUCAGGUCAGUUUGCUGGAUGGGAAAUAGUGCUAACUGCUUUUGAGCUUUUCAACAUUUACAGGUAUGUAGAUUUUAUUUAAAUCGCCAAAUUUGUAAUGCAGAUUUUGUCCAUCUGUUCUUUAAAAUAUAAACCAUGAGGAUAAGGAAUAUCUUACUGUAGAUAAAUUAUAAAUUAAGGAUAAGGUGUCUUAAAUAAAUUUUAAAUAAUCAAUAAUAUUUUGCAAGCUAUCCAUCUCAAGAAUACAAUCUAUUGCAGUCUAUACAUAAUUAUUUGAAAUGUCUACUGUUUUAGCAGUAUUUAAUUAAAAAGUCUUAAUUUCUGGGCGAAGGCCCCAGGUACAGGGACAUUUUUUGACAUUCGGAACCUUUGAUACUCCCCAUGAUGUGGGGCGUUUGCGAACAUUAGAACAAGAUCAAAGUCAAAUCCCCACCCUGGCCCGAGGUGGGGGGUCGGGGUUUACAUUGACUCAUACAAUUAAACCUCAUAUCAGAACUGAAAAUAAUUUCACUAACUGGCUGUAGAUGCCUGUUCCUCUGUAUAUUUUGCAAGCUCUUCUAGUUCCUGCCUUUUGGACGAAAUUUGAUAAUUCGGCCUGAUUUAAAUUUGCUUCCCAACAUUGAAUCUCCUUCCUCUGACUGAUCACUUCAGCUCGACUUGCCUUGAGAUUGUAUACAGGAGAAUUUACCCAGAAUUUGUGAGACUGCUUUUCAGAAUUACAUUUUCCUCUAUGAUUUGAAAUCUUGUUACACCUUUUACUUUUUCUGCAUGUAGAUAAUGGCUGUAAAUAUCAAUAUACAUUAUAAAUAAAUGAAAAUUAACGAUAUACUUCGAGACGAAGGAAUCCAAUAUGGCGAACGCAAAUUGCUAUAAAUAUGCAAAUGAAACACGAUUUCGAACGAAGUUUCUUACCUAUUUCCCGAGCUUGAUCCCAGUUUAAAUGAAACAAAAUAAGAUGAUUUCCAACUUUGAUUUUAGUUUUUCUUCCGAGAAUGAGAUUUAACAAAGUUAUCGCGAUUAUUCGACGAAAAUAUGUCGAAAUUUCCGGUUUUGUUGAAUUUACACGGAAUAUAUACACUACUAAGGCGGAGAAUAAACGUGAAAAUGUGUUUUUUUACUUUGCCUUUCCUAGGGGACCCUUCAUGGUAUUUUGUCGCAAUCGGUCGCCAUAGAAACACGAAAUUUGUCUUAAGGUAAGGUCAGUUAGACGGGCAUUUUAAACUUAUUUCGCAACAUAUUGGGAAAAUUGACAACAUAUAUCACUUUUGAGAGUGUAGUUUGUUCUAUUAAAAUAUUUAAAAAACAAUUUCACUGCGAAAAAAGCUUGAAAAGUUCAAAAUAAAACCUAGCUACUUCGCCACUCAUAUAAAUUGCGUGCGCCAUUGUUUACGUGUCACGUGAUCAACCAGUUGAUGCGGGAGGAAUUUGCAUAGCAACCGACCGCCGUGACUAAUACUUUCGUUUCUCCGGGUGUAAAUAGCCGUGCAGAAUUAGUACCUUCGCCUCGGGGAUAAUGGGCAUUAACCAAAUUUGAAAAUCGUUAUGCUCACCAAAUGUAAGGUACAGUACCACUCUAAGCUGUAUACACUAUACAGCAAAUGUAAAACAAUAACUGUCACAGUAUUUAGAUUGUCGUUUACACAAGUUAGCCCGCAAAAUAAGCCUGCUGUCUCUUUAACAUCUGCUAAUCGCGUGAUAAUCAACACUCCCUGAUUGUUCUUUUUGAGCACUCAUGUUCUCGCGAUACGCUCGCUUUCAACCUCGUCCCCAGGGUCUUCUUAAAGGCUGCGAAAAUCUCCAUGUAUGUAUGUAUGUAAAAAUUUAUUUAAAGACGCUAGCCUUGUCAACAAAGAGAGUUGAUUUCCACAAAGGGCGUCGACAUUUGAAACUUUACAAAAACUAUUUAUAAAAAAGACAAAUAUAAGUACAAAUACAUGCAAUAUAUAUAGUAAUUAAUUAGAAUGGUUUAAAAGGAAGUUGGUGGUUUGGUGUGAUUUGGCCAUAUAAAUAUGUCUGUAAUAAUCCAUAUAGAUUAAUAUUAGGUUAGUUACUUUGCCUUACAAUAUUUUUAAAAGAACAUAUUGAUAGGGCUUCCUUAGCUUCACCAGGAAGAUCAUUCCAUAGUUUAGCACCACUAUAUCGAAAACUCUUUUUCAGAAAGUCGCGUCUUGGCUUAGGAACGGUCAGAUCAUUCUGAGCAUUUCUGAGAUCGUAAGUCGUUUGCGAAAUAUUCCUUUUUAUCAAAAACUCUUUCAAGUUCGGCGAACUAUGGUCGUUUAGAAUUUUAUAAACAAGAGUUGCCUUAGUUAAUUUUCUUCUAGAUUCUAAAUUGUCCCAUUCAAGAGAUUGAAGAACGUCAGCAGACCUGAUCUCAUAACCAGCACCAGCUAUUUAUUUAUUUAUUUAUUUACUUUGCCAUCAUACUUAUACAUUCAUUGGCUGGGAAACCACAACAGCUAUUGCCAAUUACAGCGGCCCCAAUAGUUAUACAGAAACAAUUUACAAGGUAUACGAAACACACACAACAGACAAUACUUGAACAACAGUCAUUACAUUUGUCUAAAAGCAGCAUGUCAAUGGAGAGUUCAUUAAACUUCGAGCGGAAUUACAUUUUAUACACACACUUUUCCAUGUUCGGGGAUUCUCAACAUCGUAUGUAUUUUCUAAUGCUAAAAUAUAGCACUUAAAAAGAAGAUUCUUGAAUUCUGAAAAUGUUAGGUCUUUGGAUGUAAUAUAAUUGGGUAGUGUGUUCCAUAUUCCUGAUGUUCGGAUUUUGUAAGAUUUUUCAUAGGUUGACGUCUUGUAUGUCGGAAUUUUAUAUUUGUUCGAGUUGGGAUUAAAUGAUCUUGUCUGUCUUUGACCCUGAGAUUGAGGAAAUGGAAGAAUUUUUUUAUCAAUAUUAAAAAUGUCGUGAUUUGCCUUAUAGAAGAAUACUACAUCCAGGUAUUCGUGCCAGUAGCUGAGAGGAAGCAAACUGGUUGCAAGGAGUCGGUCUCUAUAUUCUGUAUCACAAAUAAAGGGAACAUUUAAAAUAUAUUUAGUUGCACGCCUCUGAACUCGUUCUACUCUUUUCACCAACUCAACUGUUUGGGGUGCCCAUACUUGGGUGGCAUAUCCUAAGUGUGAGCGAACCAGAGAAAGGUACAGUGUUCGUCGAAUUGCAAACUCGCGAAUAUUGAAAGUUGAUCUUCGAAUAUAACCCAGCAUUUUAUUAGCUUUGUUACUUUGUUGUGUAACUUGCUUUGACCAAGUGAGAUCAUAAUUCGUCCACACACCUAAAUCGAGUUCGCAAUCAGUCUUUUCUAGUAUGGUAUCUUGUAGUUGAUAAGGGAAAUCUAUUUUGUUGUGUUUCCUGGUGGCCAGGAGGGUUUUACAUUUUGAUGUGUUAAGAUGCAGACCAGCAUUGGAUGAGGAGGAAUUAAAGUUGAGAAGAUCAUUUUGUAAUAACAUUGCAUCGGUCCUGGAGUUAAUCACUUUAAAAAUCUUAGUGUCAUCAGCGAAAGCUGCUACGUUCGAAUUCACGAUGGAAGAGGAUAGAUCAUUGGUAUAUAAGAGGAAAAGUAGCGGGCCAAGAAUGGAACCUUGUGGUACUCCGGAUGUCACUGGUAGUGCUGUCGAUGUUGCACCGAGAACAGUAGUUUGUUGUUGGCGAUUUUUCAAGUAA
Paramuricea clavata is the source of this 6250-nucleotide messenger RNA. The record is from the annotation of a GenBank genome assembly. NCBI's taxonomy places the organism in Eukaryota, Metazoa, Cnidaria, Anthozoa, Malacalcyonacea, Plexauridae.